AUGCCCAAAUUGGCGGAGCUCGAUGAUUACGAUCGAUGCUUGGAGGGGGCACCGGCCGGAGAUGUGGCCACAUACUGUUCGGUCAGAGUGGUCAUUGAACCCAAUAAUAGUUCGAAAAUAUGGCAUCUAAUUGAGAGUUUCUCCAGUGAUCACAAACGGCAUUACAACCACAAGCAUCUGUACCGAGGUAUUUGUAUGGCAAACUGCAAGCAGCUAGUCCUGAGCAUGACUAACAUGACAAAGAAUGCCUUAAAAGCGGACAAAUUUGAUACCGAUUUCCCGUAUGCUUUUGACGGGACGAUUUUCAGGGAUACCCCAGGUCAUAGGGAAAGAUAUGGCGAAAUGGUGAAUAUAUGUCUAAACCAUAGGCUUAAUCAAACUCACCAACUGAGAGCACAUACCGAGAUCGAAACAUGCACUAAGAACACUGACACCGUGGAAGUUGAUUGGUUGGAUAUGUCGUUUCUAGUAGUGUGUACCGUAAUUAUCUCGCUUACGAUAAUGUCCACGUAUUACGACAAAAGCAUUAAUCACAAGCAGGAUGUUGCCCACUAUAAACAGGACGUAGACAGCAAAAAAAAGAUGAUAUUCGUAUCGUUUUCAAUGCUCCGCAACUGGUACAGAUUGACAUCCCGGUCACAGGAACCGGUCGAUAAAGAUUUGCGUUUCCUGCAAGCCAUCCGUUUCCUUAGUAUGUUCCUCGUCAUAACGGGUCAUGCGGCUCUACUGUGCGCCGUCAUUCCGAGUCAGAAUAGUUAUCGCAUUGAAAUGAUGUACCAUGAUAUCAGUACAAUGAUACUCACCGGAGGAACCCAAAUAACUCAAACAUUCUUCGCUAUGAGUGGCUUUCUGCUAGCGAUCCACAUGAUAAGCUUCGCAAGUCGGCGUAAAGAGAAGCUUGGAGUAUCGAUGCUCCUGAAGACAACAAUGAUUCGAUACAUUCGUCUAACGCCCUUGUACGCAUUCGUGAUUCUGUUGCACGCAACCUGGUUAGCGAAACUUCAAGAUGGACCCUUCUGGAAGCUUGGUUCCGAACUUGAACGGACGAUGUGUCGGAGGAAUUGGUGGACAAAUCUUCUGUACAUAAACAAUUACGUCAAAGCGGAUCAACCUUGUAUGCAGCAAGGUUGGUACCUCGGUUGUGAUUAUCAGAUGUUUUUCAUCGGAAUUCUACUGGUUAUUAUGACCAAUAGAUAUCGAAAGCUGACGAUCCCUUUGUUCGUGUUAGCCGUGGUUGGGUCCUAUAUAUUACCAGCAUUGUUUAUCUACUACCAAAAACUAGAAGGGACGUUUAUUGUAACUCUCGAGGCACAGCGAUUCAUAUUCUGGUAUGAUGACAUCUACCUGAAGUCGUACAUUCCGCUGCAUAUCAACGCGGGCAACUAUUUGGCUGGUAUGGUAACGGGUUUAAUUUACCUAAGCCUGCGAAAAAAUAAUAUUGAUCCCUCCCAGAGCAAGUGGUUCCGCAUCCUGUGGAAGAUGGUCAUUCCGAUUGCAGUCUCAAGCCUUCUCGUGCACUACAUUUUCUACGUGAACGAUUAUGAGAAGCCUUCGGUUUGGAUGGCAGUUUACUUCACGAUCACGAAAAACUCUUGGGGAGUGUUCAGUUGCAUUUUCCUUUUGGGUCUCACUUUCCAGGUUGCUCCCGUUGUGAAGCGUAUUUUCGACCACAGGAUUUUUGAACCUUUGGGACGGAUCACUUACGCUGCCUAUCUGAGUCACACGUUCGUGAUGAGACUAUUCUUCCUGAGCAUACGCGAACCACUUCGUUUCAGCUACAUAGGCCUGACAAGCAUGAUUUUUUCGUCGGUGGUAUUUUCAUAUUUGAUGGCAACGUUCUUGUGUCUAUGCUUGGAAUUACCAGUGACUGCGCUGCAGAAAUUGAUCGUGGGCAAUUUUAGAGGUAUUACAUUUAGACCAAUAAACAAAACGUAG
Molecule: messenger RNA, 1935 nt
Organism: Toxorhynchites rutilus septentrionalis
Lineage: Eukaryota; Metazoa; Arthropoda; Insecta; Diptera; Culicidae
Product: nose resistant to fluoxetine protein 6-like
Exons: 10
Coding region: 1-1935 (644 amino acids)
Molecular function (GO): acyltransferase activity, transferring groups other than amino-acyl groups
Source: RefSeq, a predicted model, not a curated record